AUGGCUGGCGCCUCAGUGAAAGUGGCAGUGAGAGUUCGGCCCUUUAACGCCCGUGAGACCAGCCAGGAUGCCAAGUGUGUGGUCAGCAUGCAGGGCAGCACCACCUCCAUCAUCAAUCCCAAACAGAGCAAGGAUGCCCCCAAAAGCUUCACUUUCGAUUACUCCUACUGGUCACACACUUCGGCGGAGGACCCCCAGUUUGCAUCUCAGCAGCAGGUGUAUCGGGACAUUGGAGAGGAGAUGCUGCUCCAUGCCUUUGAAGGCUACAAUGUGUGCAUCUUUGCCUAUGGACAGACGGGGGCUGGGAAGUCCUACACCAUGAUGGGGCGGCAGGAGCCGGGGCAGCAGGGCAUCGUGCCCCAGCUCUGUGAGGACCUCUUCUCUCGUGUUAGUAAGAACCAGAGUGCUCAGCUAUCCUAUUCUGUGGAGGUGAGCUACAUGGAGAUCUACUGCGAGAGGGUACGAGACCUCUUGAACCCCAAGAGUCGGGGCUCUCUGCGGGUCCGAGAGCACCCCAUCCUGGGCCCCUAUGUGCAGGACCUGUCUAAACUGGCUGUGACCUCCUACGCUGACAUUGCUGACCUCAUGGAUUGCGGCAAUAAGGCGCGGACCGUGGCUGCCACCAACAUGAAUGAGACCAGCAGCCGUUCCCACGCUGUCUUCACCAUUGUCUUCACACAGCGCUGUCACGACCAGCUCACUGGACUGGACUCAGAGAAGGUCAGUAAGAUCAGUUUGGUGGACCUUGCUGGCAGCGAGCGGGCCGACUCCUCAGGGGCCCGGGGCAUGCGCCUAAAGGAAGGCGCCAACAUCAACAAGUCCCUGACCACUCUGGGGAAGGUGAUCUCAGCCCUUGCGGACAUGCAAUCAAAGAAGCGGAAGUCGGAUUUUAUCCCUUACAGGGACUCUGUGCUCACCUGGCUGCUCAAGGAGAAUCUGGGUGGGAAUUCCCGCACAGCAAUGAUUGCAGCCCUGAGCCCCGCGGACAUCAAUUAUGAAGAGACUCUUAGCACCCUCAGGUAUGCUGACCGCACCAAGCAGAUCCGUUGCAAUGCUGUCAUCAAUGAGGACCCUAACGCCCGGCUGAUCCGGGAGCUGCAGGAAGAGGUGGCCAGGCUACGGGAGCUGCUCAUGGCUCAAGGGCUCUCUGCCUCGGCCCUGGGAGGCCGGAAGGUGGACGAGGGGAGUCCCGAAGGUGCUUUGCCGGCUCUGUCGUCACCCUCUGCCCCAGCUUCGCCAUCAUCCCCCACAGCUCACAAUGGGGAGCUGGAGCCCUCAUUCUCCCCUAACGCCGAGCCCCAGAUUGGGCCUGAGGAGGCCAUGGAGAGACUGCAGGAGACAGAGAAGAUUAUUGCUGAGCUGAAUGAAACCUGGGAGGAGAAGCUCCGUAAGACGGAGGCCUUGAGGAUGGAGAGAGAAGCACUGCUGGCUGAGAUGGGGGUGGCUGUCCGAGAAGACGGGGGAACCGUGGGCGUCUUCUCUCCAAAGAAGACUCCGCACCUGGUGAACCUGAAUGAAGACCCCCUGAUGUCCGAGUGUCUGCUCUACCACAUCAAAGAUGGCGUUACCAGGGUUGGCCAGGUCGAUGUGGACAUCAAGCUGACCGGGCAGUUCAUCCGGGAGCAACACUGCCUGUUCCGGAGCAUCCCUCAGUCAGACGGAGAAGUGGUGGUCACCCUGGAACCCUGCGAAGGAGCUGAGACCUAUGUCAAUGGGAAACUUGUGACUGAGCCUGUGGUGCUGAAGUCAGGGAAUAGGAUUGUGAUGGGCAAGAACCACGUGUUCCGCUUCAAUCACCCAGAGCAGGCACGGCUGGAGCGGGAACGAGGGGUCCCCCCUCCCCCAGGACCGCCCUCCGAGCCUGUUGACUGGAACUUUGCCCAGAAGGAACUACUGGAGCAGCAAGGCAUCGACAUCAAGCUAGAGAUGGAGAAGAGGCUUCAGGAUCUGGAGAACCAGUACAGAAAGGAAAAGGAAGAGGCUGACCUUCUUCUGGAGCAGCAGCGGCUGUACGCGGACUCUGACAGUGGGGAUGACUCCGACAAGCGCUCCUGCGAAGAGAGCUGGCGGCUCAUCUCAUCCCUGCGCGAGCAGCUGCCCCCCACCACGGUCCAGACCAUCGUUAAGCGCUGUGGCCUACCCAGCAGCGGCAAGCGCAGGGCCCCCCGCAGGGUGUACCAGAUCCCCCAGCGGAGGCGGCUGCAGGGCAAAGACCCCCGCUGGGCCACCAUGGCCGACCUGAAGAUGCAGGCUGUGAAGGAGAUCUGCUAUGAGGUGGCCCUGGCUGACUUCCGCCACGGGCGGGCUGAGAUCGAGGCCCUGGCCGCCCUCAAGAUGCGGGAGCUCUGCCGCACAUAUGGCAAGCCCGAGGGGCCCGGGGAUGCCUGGAGGGCCGUGGCCCGGGACGUCUGGGACACAGUGGGCGAGGAAGAAGGUGGUGGAGGUGGAGGUGGCGGCAGUGAGGAGGGAGCCCGCGGCGCGGAGGUGGAGGACCUGCGGGCUCACAUUGACAAGCUGACGGGGAUCCUGCAGGAGGUGAAGCUGCAGAACAGCACCAAGGACCGCGAGCUGCAGGCCCUGCGGGACCGCAUGCUUCGCAUGGAGAGGGUCAUCCCCCUGGCCCAGGAUCACGAGGAUGAGAAUGAAGAAGCUGGUGAGACCACGUGGGCCCAGCCCCAAGGGUCUGAGGCAGCGGAGGAGGAAGCCUCCAGUGACCGAGCGCCCCCCGCCCGGCCCUCCUCGCCACCCCUGUCUAGCUGGGAGCGGGUAUCAAGGCUGAUGGAAGAGGACCCUGCCUUCCGUCGGGGCCGCCUCCGCUGGCUCAAGCAGGAGCAGCUGCGGCUGCAGGGACUGCAGGGCUCCGGGGGCCGGGGCGGGGGGCUGCGCAGACCCCCCGCCCGCUUUGUGCCCCCUCAUGACUGCAAACUGCGCUUCCCCUUCAAGAGCAACCCCCAGCACCGAGAGUCCUGGCCGGGGGCGGGGGCCGGGGAGUCCCCAGCACCACCCCAGCCCCCCGAGGAGCUCACCCCACCUCCAGCCACCCCUGCGCGAAGGCCCCCAAGUCCCCGUAGGUCCCACCGUCCCCGCAGGAACUCCCUGGACGGAGGGGGCCGGUCCCGGGGAGGGGGUUCUGCACAGCCCGAACCCCAGCACUUCCAGCCCAAAAAGCACAACUAUUAUCCCCAGCAGCCCCAGCCAUACCCAGCCCAAAGGCCCCCGGGGCCCCGCUACCCCCCAUACACUACACCCCCGAGGAUGAGACGGCAGCGCUCAGCCCCUGACCUCAAGGAGAGCGGGGCGGCCGUGUGA
Molecule: messenger RNA, 3309 nt
Organism: Rangifer tarandus platyrhynchus (Svalbard reindeer)
Lineage: Eukaryota; Metazoa; Chordata; Mammalia; Artiodactyla; Cervidae
Source: the annotation of a GenBank genome assembly